Molecule: messenger RNA, 1434 nt
Organism: Trematosphaeria pertusa
Lineage: Eukaryota; Fungi; Ascomycota; Dothideomycetes; Pleosporales; Trematosphaeriaceae
Exons: 1
Coding region: 1-1434 (477 amino acids)
Source: RefSeq, a predicted model, not a curated record
AUGAGGGCGAUCGCGUUUGCGAUUUCUCAGGGGACAUCGCUCAUUUGGAUCGAUCAAGAAUGUGUGAACCAGGACGAUCCUGUCGAUAUUCAAACCCAUCUGCAGUGCAACCACAUCAUUUUCCACCAGGCGGAAUUCAAACUUGGCCUUCUAAGCUUCCAGCUGUCUGCAAGCCAAGCCGAUAGACUACUCAGCCUCGAAUUGUAUCAACUUCAAGCCGAUCCAAAGUUUGCCGACUACAGAAGAAGCGUCCUUGCUGGAUAUGGGCUGAAGUCAAUUCAACGAGAAAUACGAUGCUUAACUCGGUUGCUAAGAGCUAUCCGGAGAGAUCGCUGGUUCACAAGGGCGUGGGUUUACCAGGAAAGACAUUCGGCGAAUAUGGACAUGCAUCUUCUUAUACCAUUGUCGACUGAGGGGCUGAAAACGUUCCGCAGUGCGUUUGGUAUAGAGCUUGUUGGAGAAGAUUAUCCCUUGUACGUUGGAUCGGUCUGUUCAAUCGCAGCUAUGUUGAGGUGGUACCUCUCUGAGCUCAAACUGGGUCAAGGAUUCCAGGAAGAUACCUCGGUCAAGAACUCCGUAUACGAAUCCCUAAACGCACUCCAUGAAGCCGCGCAGGUCCUUAGUGGUCCCAUCUUUUCCGGGACUUCAUUCGACAGAGUCUUCGAAACUUUCGAAAGUAUGAGCCUGGGCACGGAUCGAGGACGAGAGAUCGACAGUAUUCGUAACCUUCACCUUCACCAAAUUUUUCUCGAUCUGGAAAGUUGUGACAGCCGGGUCGUCUCGGAUCGAGUAGCGAUCUUGUCCAAUAUUAUGAACUUUGAACGGAGAGUUAUAACGACUUCCUUCACAAGUUACUCCUGGGCUCUGCUCAUGCUCUUGUCCGCAAACAAUCAUGUACCAUCAGUUCUUGUUCGAGAGGAGACCUUAACUCAACCGGAUCUUCUUCUUUCCCACUCUGUCCCUGCAUCGGGAUUGAUCAUGCUUGCGUAUGAGAUGAAAAGGCUGAUAGCAGCGGGCAGGUUGGAAUUGCAGAAAGAGUUGGAGAACGUCUCAUGCGCUCUGACGGAUUUCUUCGGAAGAGAUAUAACUCGACAUACAGAAUUUCGGGAUGCAGUUGAGGAUGCAGUUGAGGAUGCAGUAGAAGGUUGUCCGGGAGUCUCUCAUGCGGAUCCGCUUUCGCUCCUCUCCGAAAUUAAGGUGCAAGAAUUGAAACGUGUGGCCGUCCUACCACUGUCUGCGACCAUUGGCGAUAUCAUUGGAGGAAUUGUAUCGGCGCACCACGUAGACAACAUUGGGUUGCAGUCUAGUCAUGGUGAGACUGUGGUCAGGUAUGGCAUAAACACAAAUCAGCUCAAGGAAGGCGUCACGUUCAUGGCAUUUGUUGGGGAAUAUCGUUGGCGUUCUGGAUUCAUUGAUAGUUUUUCAAUUGAAUAG